ACACGUGCACGCGCGCGGGCGCGCGACUGCGCGAAGAUCCACGGCGAAGAUCCACACGCACGAUCGAUCGAGGGACCAUGGAUCCGUAUUGUUGUAGUGGGAUAUUAUGCUAAUCGUCUUUACGGUCAGAAUGCGGGAGGAAGAGCUCGAGAUAUCACUCAAGGUGGUGAUAGUAGGCAACGGCGCCGUGGGGAAGUCCUCGAUGAUACAAAGGUUCUGCAAAGGUACAUACACGAGGGAUUACAAGAAAACGAUCGGCGUGGAUUUUUUGGAACGUGAGAUCGAAGUUGAUGGCGAGGAUGUAAGAUUGAUGCUGUGGGACACUGCGGGACAGGAGGAAUUUGAUGCGAUCACUGCGGCUUACUAUCGCGGUGCCCAUGCCUGUGUGCUCGCUUAUUCGGCCACCGACAGAGAUUCCUUCGAUGCUAUUCCUUCAUGGAAGCUCAAGGUGGAGAAUGAAUGCGGAGAAAUUCCGACCGUUUUGGUGCAAAAUAAGAUUGACCUCGUCGAUCAGUGUGUGAUUGAUCCAGACGAGGCCGAGAGACUCGGUCGUGCCUUAGGCUGCAAACUGUUGCGAACGUCCGUAAAGGAGGAUAUCGGCGUGAUGAGCGUCUUCCGCCACUUGGCGUCGCGGUGCUUGCACGAGAUGCGACGCUCGGACGACGACUAUCAGGACGAGCUGAGAUUAUAUUCCGCAGAAUGUAGAACUCCUUCCGUCAUCAGUGCAUUUAACCCGGACGGUUCGAUGUGCGGUCGCAACGCUGGUAAUGGGACAAUAAUCCUCCGACCGAGUGGCAAGACAAAGAGUCACAAGAAACGAAAUUUCGUGAAGAACGCUUGCAGACUCUUGUAGCUAUGUUUUUUUUUUUACAGCAUGCGUACGAUGACGUCAACAUCGCGUUUACAGUAUCGCACAGGGACACCGGAAGCACAGCUGCUUUGAGUGUGUUGUGUUCGUCUCUCGGUUGUAAAUAUAUAUAUAUAUAUAUAGUUGUUUAUUCUGUAGACAUAAAGGACGGUGAUUUAAACCGAGUGUAUACAUAAAAACGGAAAAAGAACGCGUUUAAGCAGCACGACAAUGAUGCAAUGGAUACGAUGUUAUACCGAAUUAUCGCUGCAUAUGUACCAUCUGAAGAUUGUUUAAACGUGCAUUACAUGGCUCUAAUAUCGAUGCGUGCUGUUAUGCAGCUAGCAUCGCAGUGUCAUCGCAGAACGUGACAAUAAGUUGGUCAGUUUUCUAACUAAUGACCAUCUACGACAGUUAGAUAAGAGUAAUAAUAUACAUUUAAUAACAUAUGGGAACUUAAUUUAUACGUGACAGAAAUAAUUACGCUCGUAACGUUAACCAAAUGACGUAGAUUAUAUAAGGUAGGAGAGAAAUUAAUCUCGGAUAUUAAUUGUGCCUACAUAUUCGCUAAUUGCGAAUGGUAUGGAUAAUGUAAUACAAAAAUGACGCGCGGUUUGCGAAUAUUUUAUCGUAUCGUUCUAUUGAAUAAUCAUUGAUCUUUUUUAAUUGACAUAGCAUUGCGAAUGAAAUUAUCAAGUCAGGAUUGUAAUGUUAAUGCUGUAGCUAAUGAUGUAGCAUUAAUGCCAAUGACAAUAAUAAUAUUAAUGAUGAUAUAAUAAUGGUUAUUCGUGAAUUAUCACGUCGUUAUGAUGCUCGCCAAUCGACUGCCAACUUUACAAAAAUUUGACAUUAUGGAAUGAGAUAAUAUACUUAAUAUUUACUGUAUAUGUUACAUUUUUAUUUUGUUAUAUUACAGACGAUAAUGAAAAUCUGUACAUUUGCCUAGCAAUAAAACGAUUUUUGACA
This is a messenger RNA of Ooceraea biroi (clonal raider ant), 1813 nucleotides long. RefSeq names its product RAS oncogene family member Rab23 (gene Rab23). The record is from RefSeq and is a predicted model, not a curated record. Lineage: Eukaryota; Metazoa; Arthropoda; Insecta; Hymenoptera; Formicidae. Gene Ontology annotation, molecular function: GTPase activity; GTP binding.